CCCGGCCCCUGCGCAGUCGAUAAGGAAACCGGACGCGGCCGCGCAUUUCCUUUUUCCCGGAGGCCGCGAAGAUGGCGGACAUCCAGACCGAGCGAUCCUACCAGAAGCAGCCGACCAUCUUCCAAAAUAAAAAGAGGGUCCUGCUUGGAGAAACCGGCAAGGAGAAACUCCCAAGAUACUACAAGAACAUCGGUCUGGGCUUCAAGACGCCAAAGGAGGCCAUUGAGGGCACUUACAUUGACAAGAAAUGCCCCUUCACGGGUAACGUCUCCAUCCGAGGGCGGAUCCUGUCUGGUGUGGUGACGAAGAUGAAGAUGCAGAGAACCAUUGUCAUCCGCCGUGACUACCUGCACUACAUCCGCAAGUACAACCGCUUUGAGAAGCGCCACAAGAACAUGUCCGUGCAUCUGUCCCCCUGCUUCAGGGAUGUGCAGAUCGGUGACAUCGUCACAGUGGGUGAGUGUCGGCCCUUGAGCAAGACCGUCCGCUUCAACGUGCUCAAGGUCACCAAGGCUGCUGGCACCAAGAAGCAGUUCCAGAAGUUUUGAGGCAUGGCCCCCAAAAUAAAGAGCUUUUCUAUCCA
Suncus etruscus (white-toothed pygmy shrew) is the source of this 583-nucleotide messenger RNA. It is a transcript of the gene RPS11, whose product is annotated as ribosomal protein S11. The record is from RefSeq and is a predicted model, not a curated record. The transcript is spliced from 5 exons. Gene Ontology annotation, cellular component: cytosolic small ribosomal subunit; ribosome. Gene Ontology annotation, biological process: translation. Bases 72 to 548 code for a protein of 158 amino acids. Gene Ontology annotation, molecular function: structural constituent of ribosome. NCBI's taxonomy places the organism in Eukaryota, Metazoa, Chordata, Mammalia, Eulipotyphla, Soricidae.